Messenger RNA from Aspergillus saccharolyticus JOP 1030-1, 1902 nucleotides. RefSeq names its product GMC family oxidoreductase. Gene Ontology annotation, molecular function: flavin adenine dinucleotide binding; oxidoreductase activity, acting on CH-OH group of donors. Lineage: Eukaryota; Fungi; Ascomycota; Eurotiomycetes; Eurotiales; Aspergillaceae. Bases 1 to 1902 code for a protein of 633 amino acids. Gene Ontology annotation, biological process: secondary metabolite biosynthetic process. The transcript is spliced from 4 exons. The record is from RefSeq and is a predicted model, not a curated record.
AUGAAGGGUCGCCUCGUUCUUGCGUCGCUCGCUGUACCAUGGCUGGUCCCGGGGACCGCCGCUUCCCCCACGGCCCACCCGGCGCGCGGCCUCUUCGAUGACAGCUUCGACUAUGUGGUCGUCGGGGGCGGCACGGGAGGCAUUGUGAUGGCGACGCGUCUGGCGCAGCAAAAAUUCAAGGUUGCCUUGGUGGAGGCUGGCGGCCAAUACGAGCUGGAGUCCGUGGCGGAGGUGCCGGCGGCGGAUGUGAUCCCGGUCGGAUCGGACCCCACGACCUCUGCGCUCCAUGACUGGGGGUUUGUCGCUGAGAAGGUGCCCGGUGCCAAUGGACGGUCGAUUCACUAUGCACGGGGGAAGUGCCUGGGCGGGUCGUCGGCGAUGAACUUUAUGAUAUACCAACGACCAACCCGUGACGCGAUGCAUGAAUGGGCCACGGCCGUGAACGACAGCAGCUACGAGUUCGACCAGGUCUUGCCCUACUACAAGCGCAGCGUGACGUUCACGCCCGCGAACAGCGAGCUGCGAUUCAAAAACGCGACGGUCGCAGACGACAGCAGUGCCUUCGCAUCGAGCGGCAGUGGCGGGCCCCUGCAGGUCUCGUAUGCCAACUACGCGAUGCCCUUCUCGACGUGGAUGGAUCUCGGGAUGCAGGCCAUCGGGAUCAACACGACCGACGACUUCAACUCGGGCUCGCUGCUGGGCGCGCAGUACUGCUCCUCGACCAUCAACCCCCAGGACGAGCUGCGCAGCAGCUCCGAGUCGUCCUUUCUGGCCACCAUCAAGCCCGCCACGCUGACCACGUACACGAAUACCCUCGCCAAGAAGAUCCUCUUCAACAGCGACAAACGGGCCACCGGGGUGCAGGUCAAGGGGGCGCUGGGCAACGUCUUCACCCUCCAGGCCCAGAAGGAGGUGAUCGUGUCGGCCGGCGCCUUCCAGUCGCCGCAGCUCCUGAUGGUCUCGGGGGUCGGACCCCAGGAGAUCCUGGCGCAGCAUCAGAUCACCCUCGUCGCCAACCGCCCCGGUGUCGGGCAGAAUAUGUGGGAUCACCCCUUCUUCGCCCCCUCAUAUCGCGUCAACGUGCCAACUUUCACGGCUAUUGCGCUGAACCUGCUGGAUCUGGUGGGCCAGUUCCUCAACAUGGUUGCCACUCGCACCGGGCCCCUGACCAACCCUAUCGCCGACUACCUCGCCUGGGAGAAGAUCCCCGCCAGCCUGCGCUCCGCAUUCAGCCAGCAGACCCAGGCAGAUCUGGCCACCUUCCCCGACGACUGGCCCGAGGCAGAGUACAUCUCCGGCGCCGGCUACAUCGGCAACCUCUCCAACCUGCUCACCAGCCAGCCCCGCGACGGCUACCAAUACGCCUCCAUGCUGGGGGUGCUGAUCACCCCGACCUCGCGCGGCAACGUGACGCUGCAGUCCGCGGACACGGCGGACCUGCCCCUCAUCCAGCCGAACUGGCUGGCCACGCAGACCGAUCAGGAGGUGGCAGUGGCGAUGUUCAAGCGCAUGCGCGCCGCCUUCCAGAGCGCAGCGAUGGCGCCCGUCGUGUUGGGCGCGGAGUACUUCCCGGGCCCGCAGACGCAGACGGACGCGCAGAUCCUCGCCUUUAUCCGGGAGAACGUGAUGACCCUGUGGCACGCCGCGGGGACGUGCAAGAUGGGGGUGGCGAGCGAUGAGAUGGCGGUCGUCGACCCCCAGGCGCGCGUGUAUGGCGUCCAGGGGUUGCGGGUGGUGGAUGCGAGUGCGUUUCCUUUCUUGCCGCCGGGGCAUCCGCAAUCGACUGUUUGUGAGUACCCUUCCUUGAUUUCUCUAUGCGUGGUGGUCCGAGGGAAAGGAUGGGUUGCUAAUUUCUGGGGGGGUAGAUAUGUUGGCAGAGAAGAUCUCCGAGGCGAUUAUUAA